Trichoderma citrinoviride is the source of this 855-nucleotide messenger RNA. RefSeq lists its product as hypothetical. Gene Ontology annotation, molecular function: carbon-sulfur lyase activity. The transcript has 4 exons. The record is from RefSeq and is a predicted model, not a curated record. The coding region runs from base 1 to 855 and encodes 284 amino acids. Lineage: Eukaryota; Fungi; Ascomycota; Sordariomycetes; Hypocreales; Hypocreaceae.
AUGUCUACCGAGAACAAUGUUGUGUAUCAUGGCAACUGCCAUUGUGGCCGUUAUCGCUUCCAAGUCUCAACGCCAGAGAUUGUAUCGGCAAUCUCUUGCGCUUGUAGCCUCUGCGUGAAGAAGGGAUACUUGUGGCUUAUUCCGGCAGAGGGCUCGUUUACAGUUGUGAAAGAUGAAGGCUGCCUUGUGGAGUAUCGAACGUCUACCAUGAGAGAUAGGUUUUGUGGCUACUGCGGCAGUGGAGUUGAAGGCGAGCACCUCACAGGGCUUUUGAAAGACAAGUUCUUGGUUAAUAUCCGAACUCUGCGAGUACCAUACGUCAACCCAUUCAAUCUUGAACCUGCUUUGAGUGUCAUUGAGGCCGAAGGCGAUACCAGAUCGAUCGAAGCACUAUCGCGUGAACCUGGCGAGGCACCCGAAAAAGCUCUGUUUUCAUGUCAUUGUGGUGAUGUUCGGGCCGCUCUGCUAGGUCCACCGGAGGACGAAGAGCUGAAAGAAGACAACUGCAGUAAAUGUGUCAGAACGGCCUAUAUUGGUAUUUAUCCGACCAAAGACAACGUGACAAUCUAUGGUCGAGAUCGAGUCUUUGAAUACCUCACGGGAGGCAAGUUCACCGGAUCAACGUUCUGUAAAACUUGCGGUGUCCAUGUGUUUAGCAAUGUUUAUGGCCCCCCUAUAAGCGUCUUCGACAAACUUCCCCCAGAGAGGAAAGAGAGGGCGUUGGCGGUCUAUCACAAGAAUAUGGCCAUGCAGCCUUUGAAUGUGCGAGCGAUGGAAGGCGUUGUGUUCGAAACUCUUCGGCCGUUGAUCAAGAGAGAAGACGAGGGAACUGAGGGGUACGAAUUAGCCCCUUGA